Messenger RNA from Salvia hispanica, 2130 nucleotides. RefSeq names its product putative beta-1,4-xylosyltransferase IRX14H. Gene Ontology annotation, molecular function: xylosyltransferase activity; galactosylgalactosylxylosylprotein 3-beta-glucuronosyltransferase activity. Gene Ontology annotation, biological process: plant-type secondary cell wall biogenesis; glucuronoxylan biosynthetic process. Gene Ontology annotation, cellular component: Golgi membrane. Lineage: Eukaryota; Viridiplantae; Streptophyta; Magnoliopsida; Lamiales; Lamiaceae. The record is from RefSeq and is a predicted model, not a curated record.
CAGUGUUAAUUCCAUCUUUAAUCUGAAGGAAAAAAAAUGGUUGCUGAAAGUAAAGCUUAACAGAGGAAUCGUGAAAUCGAAGGAUCUUCUCAAUUAAAAUCCAUACUCACCCACCCCCAAUUUCUUUGAAGCCACUCCCAAUCCAAUUAUACUUCUUCUCUCUACCUACUUUCUCUCUCUUAACUCCGGGGAUAGUUGCAGUUGCGGUUACUGGAAAGGGGGAAAAUGAAGCAGCUCGCCGCUUUGCAGCAGCAAGGCCGCCGUAGCAACAGUUUCCGAAGCAAUUCGUCGCCGCUCGACGCCACGGUCGAUGGCGCAAUUAAAUCGCCGGCGACGAUUUUCUGGCUCUUCCUCCACGGUCUAUGCUGCUUAAUCAGCUUGGUCCUCGGCUUCCGAUUCUCGCGCCUCGUGUUUUUCCUCCUCUUCUCCGCCUCGCCGUCGCCUUCGACCACCACGAUCUACUCCGCGCUGCGGACGACAUUGCCGGCGAUCUCGUCGCCGCAGGAGAGGAAUGUCUCUGCCGACGGCGGCGGGAGCCGAGUGGUGGUCGGGAGGCACGGGAUUCUGAUUAGGCCGUGGCCGCAUCCGGAUCCGGCGGAGGUGAUGAAGGCGCACAGGAUAAUUGAGAGGGUUCAGGCGGAGCAGAGGUCGCAGUACGGCGUGAAGAACCCUAGGACCGUGAUUGCUAUCACGCCGACUUAUGUACGGACUUUCCAGACGCUGCAUCUCACCGGCGUGAUGCAUUCGCUGAUGAAUGUGCGCUACGAUCUCGUCUGGAUCGUGGUUGAAGCCGGUGGAACCACCAACGAAACCGCCUCGCUUAUUGCCAAAUCAGGAUUGAAAACUAUACACAUUGGAGUUGAUGGUAAAAUGCCCCUUCUGUGGGAGGAUCGCCAUAAAUUCGAAUCGAGGAUGAGACUCCAUGCUUUAAGAAUUGUGAGAGAGAAGAAAUUGGAUGGGAUUGUGAUGUUUGCAGAUGAUAGUAAUAUGCACAGUUUGGAGUUGUUUGAUGAGAUCCAGAAUGUGAAAUGGAUAGGUGCAGUUUCCGUUGGAAUUCUUGCACAUUCCGGAGGUUCUGAAGAAGGAGACCUGCUGAUGCAAGAAAGUGAUGCUGAUGAGAAAGACGAAAAGAAAUCACAAAUCCCAGUGCAAGGUCCGGCUUGUAAUGCUUCAGGCAAUUUGGCCGGGUGGCACACCUUUGAUACGCAGCCUUUUUUGGAGCGGAGUGCAAUAUAUAUAGGAGAUCGGGCAGUUGUGCUGCCGAGGAAGCUGGAGUGGGCUGGAUUUGCGUUGAAUUCGAGGCUGGUGUGGGAGGACGUAGAGGGAAAUCCAGUUUGGGUUAAGGACUUGCUUGAGAUUGGUAAGGAUGGAGAGGACAUUGAAAGUCCGUUGUCUUUGUUGAAGGACACUUCUGUAGUGGAGCCUCUUGGUAGUUGUGGACGCAAAAUUUUGCUUUGGUGGCUCCGUGUAGAGGCGAGGGCAGACAGCAAAUUUCCUGCUAGCUGGAUAAUUGACCCGCCAUUAGACAUCACGGUCCCUGCUAAACGCACACCAUGGCCUGAUGCUCCUCCCGAGCUCCCAUCCUAUGUUGAGAAAGUGACCACUAUACCAGAGAACACUGAAAAGCGGCCAGCCAAGAGCGGGUCAAAACGAAAGCGCAGUUCCAGAAGCAAGAGGAAGCACAACGCGAAAGUGUUGGAUAUUCGUGCUUCCACAAAGCAUGCUGGAGACAAUUAACAAAGAAGAAAGACGUGGGAGACAAAUGGGACUUUAGGAACUUAAAAAACCCAUGAUAUCACCACUUUUGUGAAUUCAUUGUGACUAUGAGGCCACCUUCGACAUCCGAAAGCUUGAAGCCAUGGAGACGGGAACUCUGAUCUCUCUCGAGGAAUGCAGGAAGGCAUGUGUUACCUAUACUAGCCAGUUGAUAAUGUUUGAGAAUUUUUGGCCCAUAUUCUUACUUCUUCAUCAACUAUUUCCCUAAUUCAUUUUCAUAUUUCUCAAUAUCUACGGUAACAAGUCUUCUUUUGGCUUUCAUUACUUUUGUCACGCUUGGCAGAAUAUGUAUUUACACUCUCCCAACUUUUAUACGUAGUUUCCAGCAAUAGAAUAUAUUUCUGUUAUCCCUAA